AUGUCGUCUCUCAAACGAAAAGAACCUCCCACCUCAGCCAGCCAACCGAAAAGAAAUGGCAGUCUCACUUCCUUCUUCGGUCCUCCGAAAACCACUGCCUCAGGUGGAAAUCCCGGGUCACUGACCACAAGCGCAGCCGACAAUGCAGCAGCUCCGCCCCCAUCGAAGUUCGACAAGGAGAAAUGGGUAGCCAGCCUGAGCGAGGAGCAGAGGAAACUACUCAAGCUGGAGAUUGAUACCCUUGACCCUAGCUGGCUGGGGCAAUUGAAAGAAGAAGUUACAUCGCCCAGCUUUCUGGAGCUGAAGCGGUUCUUGCAAAAGGAGAUUGAUUCCAAGCAGACCAUCUAUCCGCCGCUUGAGGACGUGUACAGCUGGUCUCGUCACUGUCCCUUGCACAAGGUCCGCGUGGUGAUUCUCGGACAAGACCCCUACCAUGGUCACAACCAAGCACAUGGCCUCUGCUUCUCAGUUCGCCCACCUACGCCUGCUCCGCCUUCCCUCAAGAACAUAUACAUAGCCAUCAAGAAAGAAUAUCCUAGCUUUAGCCCACCACCCAAGAACUCUGGUCUGCUCACACCCUGGGCUGACCAGGGAGUGCUUCUGCUCAACACCUGCUUGACUGUGCGUGCAGGGCAGGCCAACUCGCACGCCAACCACGGCUGGGAGAAGUUUACGCAGAAAGUCAUCGACACGGUGGUCAAGGUGCGGACUCGUGGCGUCGUGUUCCUCGCCUGGGGCUCACCGGCCCAGAAACGGUGCGAGAAGAUCACAGGAGGGCGACAUUUGGUCCUCAAGAGCGUGCAUCCGUCUCCUCUAAGCGCUCACCGGGGUUUUUUCGAUUGUGGCCACUUUACGAAAGCGAACGAGUGGUUGCAAUCACGGUACGGACCUGAAGGGGUGAUUGAUUGGAAUCUGAAUGUUCAGCACCCGAUCAAAGCGCCACCAGUCCAGGCUCCUGUCAAGGUCAUGGCCAGUCAGGACAGGACUCCGGAAGAGGACGGCCCCGUGACGGAGCUGCCGGAGAAGAAAAUCGGCAAGCCGAUUGUGCAGCAGGACGAGUUCGACGGCGAGGACGAUGAAGAUGCCAUUGCUGCGUUGGAGGAGAUUGCCAAGCAAGAGGAUGAUGCGAAGAAAAAGGCGAAGUCGAAAGUCGACGAAACGGACAAGAUUGGUGAGCAUGAAGCCGAGAAGACCGACUAG
Molecule: messenger RNA, 1200 nt
Organism: Capronia epimyces CBS 606.96
Lineage: Eukaryota; Fungi; Ascomycota; Eurotiomycetes; Chaetothyriales; Herpotrichiellaceae
Product: uracil-DNA glycosylase
Exons: 2
Coding region: 1-1200 (399 amino acids)
Biological process (GO): base-excision repair; base-excision repair, AP site formation via deaminated base removal
Cellular component (GO): nucleus; mitochondrion
Molecular function (GO): uracil DNA N-glycosylase activity
Source: RefSeq, a predicted model, not a curated record